ACAAAAAAAAACUUGAUCUUGUUUGUUCUUCAAAGUUUACACCUGAAACAGAAGUGGGCGUUUCCAAGGUGACUACACAUCGGACCAGUUAGACCAGAUAUUAUUCUGUCACAGAUCUGUAGGACUGUGUAUUGAUCCGGCUGCUUUAAACUGGACUGUGUGACCAAUGUCAGCACUGGUUUCCGCUUCACUGCUCAGAUCAUGGGCAAACAGACUCGCUUUCGUGGAUGGACUUAAACGCAGCGCGUCACUGACGUCAUGCAGCUCCACUUUGAUCUUGUCCCGGUCACUCCAUGUGGACAGUCCUCCUCACAAACCCUCUCUGACCUGCAGCUACGUCCACGGCACCUCCAUCGUCCCUCUGCUCUCCCAGACUGUGGCUCAGAGCCUGGACAGCACAGUGCAGCGCUGGCCGGACCGUGAAGCUGUCGUCUUUCUGCAGGACGGCAUCCGGAAAACCUUUGCACAGUUUCAGCAAGAUGUAGACCAGGCAGCAGCAGGUCUCCUUGCUCUGGGCCUGAAGCGAGGCGACCGACUGGGAGUUUGGGGACCCAACAUUUACGAGUGGAUCCUUUUCCAGUUUGCCUCAGCCAAGGCUGGGAUUAUACUGGUUGCAUUGAACCCAGCCUAUCAGGUGAAGGAAGUGGAGUUUACGUUAAAAAAGGUCCAGUGUAAGGCAGUGGUCUGUCCUACUCACUUUAAAAGCCAGAAGUUCCUUGAGAUGCUGAGGGAGAUCUGCCCAGAGAUUGAUGAGGCACCAGCUGGUAUGAUCCAAAGCUCCAGGCUGCCAGACUUGCGUAUGGUGAUCGUGACAGACAGCAGACAGCCAGGGAUGCUGCAUAUGGAGGAUGUGAUGCAAGCAGGAGAGAGUCGACACCACAAAGAGCUGAUGGAUCUACAGAAGAAGCUGUCCUUCGAUGACCCCAUCAAUAUUCAGUUCACAUCGGGAACUACAGGAAGCCCAAAAGGAACGGUUCUUUCCCAUCACAAUAUUGUCAAUAAUGCCUACUAUAUCGGCCUCAGGGUGGGAUAUGCAUCAAGGCCCCGGGUGCGAGUGUGCGUCCCUGUGCCGAUGUACCACUGCUUUGGCUCAGUGCUUGGAGGGAUUUGCAUGGCAGUGCACGGUGUUACGCUCGUCUUUCCUAGUUCUGGCUACAACAUUAAUGCUAAUUUGGAGGCCAUUCACAGUGAAAAGUGCAAUUUCGUCUACGGCACUCCCACAAUGUUCAUCGACUUGCUUAGCCAACCAGAUUUACACAAAUUUGACCUGUCAUCGGUUGAAUCUGGGAUCAUGGCAGGGUCUUCGUGUCCACCUGAGAUUGUUAGAAAACUGAUAACAGACAUGAACAUGACAGAGAUAGUCUUAGGUUAUGGAACCACAGAGAAUAGCCCCCUUACAUUUCUGGGGUUUCCACAAGACAACGAUGAACUGAAGAUAAACACGACUGGAUGCAUCAUGAGCCACACUGAGGCAAAAGUGGUGGACCCCACUACUGGGGUGGUUGUUCCUCUGGGAGAAUCAGGAGAGCUGCUGGUCAGAGGCCCCUGUGUCAUGCACGGGUAUUGGGACGAUCCAGAAAAAACCAGAGAGGUCCUUUCACAAGAUCGCUGGUACAGGACUGGGGACACAGCCAGCCUGAACAGUCUGGGUUACUGCAGAAUUGAUGGACGUAUGAAAGACAUGAUCAUCCGUGGAGGGGAGAACAUCUAUCCUGCUGAGAUAGAGCAGUUUCUAUACACGCAUCCCAAAGUGCAGGAGGUGCAGGUGGUUGGGGUGAAAGAUGAGAGGCUGGGUGAGCAGGUGUGUGCCUGCAUCCGGCUGAAAGAGGGUCAGAGCUGCAGUGCAGAGGAGAUUAGAGCGUUCUGCAAAGGACAGAUUUCUCAUUUCAAAAUCCCACAUUAUGUGAUGUACGUAGACGGCUACCCCCUCACCGUUUCUGGAAAGAUCAAGAAGAAUGUUUUAAAGCAGGAUAUGGAGAAGAAACUAGGCCUUUAACAUGAAGGACAACGAGUGCACCUGCUGGAAAACGUAGGACAUCUGAUCUGACAUCUGCGGGACAAUGAUGCAUGUUGAGCUAACCUUGGGACUCUAAAAGUGAAUUGCUCCAUCUCUGAUCUUAAACGUUUGUUCUCGACCUUGGUCAUAUUUGUCCGACAAUAAAUUCUUAAAGAGGGCAAACAGCCGAUGAAGGCCCCAAAAUGGGGCUAAAGGCGACCAGAAAACCGUCUGCUACAAUCCAGUUUUUUGUGUCAAACUACAUCAUUCUCACCUACAGUGUGCGACACAAGUACACAGUGUUUUUUUUAUCAUCUCAGUCUUUAUUUACUUAAACAAUUUGGACAAACAUUUUGAUAUUGUGUGACAGUAAAACUCAUAUGAACACAUGCCACACACAAUCUGAAAUAAAUAGGACCUUGUGCCAAAUAUAAGUAUGUACAAUGUGGUGUGGGGCAAUAUCACCACCCUUACAAGCUAUAUACACUGACGGUGAAACACACUUUAGUAACAGGCUCGUAGUUUUAGCCUUGAAGUGAUAUCUGAUAUUAUUAAAAGCUAUGAAUACUAAAGGCUUCAAAUAUAUUUUCCGAAAAGAAAAAGGAGACGUGUGUGGGCAAAACUGAUUCAGGCAAAAAGAAAAAUCUGGUUUAUUAAAUUAACCAAUAUAUCUGGUAAAAAAAAAAA
Solea senegalensis (Senegalese sole) is the source of this 2683-nucleotide messenger RNA. Its product is annotated as medium-chain acyl-CoA ligase ACSF2, mitochondrial-like. The record is from RefSeq and is a predicted model, not a curated record. The coding region runs from base 167 to 1996 and encodes 609 amino acids. Lineage: Eukaryota; Metazoa; Chordata; Actinopteri; Pleuronectiformes; Soleidae. Gene Ontology annotation, molecular function: medium-chain fatty acid-CoA ligase activity. The transcript has 16 exons. Gene Ontology annotation, biological process: fatty acid metabolic process.